This is a messenger RNA of Cryptomeria japonica (Japanese cedar), 1788 nucleotides long. RefSeq lists its product as uncharacterized. NCBI's taxonomy places the organism in Eukaryota, Viridiplantae, Streptophyta, Pinopsida, Cupressales, Cupressaceae. The transcript is spliced from 3 exons. Gene Ontology annotation, biological process: protein ubiquitination; interstrand cross-link repair. Gene Ontology annotation, cellular component: nucleus. The record is from RefSeq and is a predicted model, not a curated record. The coding region runs from base 320 to 1222 and encodes 300 amino acids. Gene Ontology annotation, molecular function: ubiquitin protein ligase activity.
CACUAAAAAUUCCGAAACAGAUUUUGAGUACCGAGGUUUUGGAAGUUGUCCUUUCUGCUCAUAACGUUCCGUUUAAGCCAAACCUGUUGAUAUGCCACAUGCCAUUACUAGCGUAUAGCACGUCUCUGAAUACGGCUAAAUCAAGAUGCACGGCAAGCCUUCGAAAGCGCCUGCACAAACUAUUUGCAGGAGAUGAAUCUUGAAAGAAGAAAUGUGGGUAUUAUGGAUUUGUAGAGCAGGUAAACUAACUGGGUAAUAUGGAUUUGUAAAGCAGGUCAAUCUAAGAAGAGUAUUAACAACAAAUUUGGUGAUUCAGAGGAUGGCUAGCGGAGAAUGGGAAAAGCAAGCUGCACUGCAAACACCCAAAAGAUGGCCUGUUGCAGAGCAACGAUUCACAGCCAAAAAACCCAAAUCUUUUUCCUUCCAAAUUUCAAAUCCACUCCCCGUCAAAUCUGAUAAUUUAAAAUCCUCCCUUUUGGAUUCAUUAGAACAUUAUGUGGUAACUCAAUCUUCUUAUAAAAAGAAGAGAGAUGAUCAGUUCAAAUUCAUUGAGUCACAGUUGAUCAUAGCAAAUAAAGAAACAAAAAAAUUGAUUGCAGAGAAAAGACAGCUUGCAAAUGAAUUGCACACGGCUGCUCAAGAAUUGGAACGUAGUAAACGAGUAUUUGAUCAAUUGAAAGAAGAGAAGGAUAAGAUAGCUGAUGAGCUUCAAACCACCAAGCCGGAGAUUGAGAAAUGCAAGCAAAAAACUGAACAGAGUAUGAAGGAUUUGAACACAAUGAAAGAUGAGAUGAAAUAUUUGGGUGAAGAGAAAGGUUGGAUACUAAAAGAGAGAGAUCAAAUAGCCGACAGCUUGCAAAAAUCGGAGCAGAUGGUUGAAUAUUACAGACACAAGGGUACCCAGUUGAGGGAAACGCAGACAAAGUUUGAGAAGUUCAAAGCUGUGUUGAAAUUUGCUAUUGAAGAGAAGAAUCGAAUGUCAGAGGAGAAGGACAAAAUAUCAGAUGAAUUAAAGAAGGCCCGUGAGCAUUCUCCAAAAGAUUCUGAUACAGAUGAUGAUGCUUUUAAUUGCCUUAUUUGCAUGGAACCAUGGACUGAAUCUCAUUCUGGAGAGCAUAAUAUCUGGGUCACAGGAAGAUAUAUAACUUUCAUAAUUGUGGAGUUGCAGCUCCCUUGCUUGUGGGCACUUUUUUGGCAGGUCAUGCAUUAUGAAAUGGAUUAAGCAACAUUGCGAUGGGAAUUCGUCCAAGUGCCCAACAUGCCAGAAAAAAGCAACACUAAAAGACCUAAGAAAUCACUAUGUGCAGCAUAUCUCCAUUGGAAACGGAAAGAAUCAAUAGAGAGAAUAUUCUUAAUAGCAUGUCUUAGCAGAAGGAUAUGUAUUAUGGCUUAUACUUUAUCCAUGGAAGUAAGAUAUCUAUGAAAACAUACUUGACAGAUAAAUGGAUAUAUAAGUGUUAAUCAGGAUCUUAUCAUGCGCAUAAGUUACAAACUAGCACUGCAGUGUUCUAGUUGGGGAGUAGUUGGGGAGUAGAUUAUCAGUUGUUAUGCUAUGAAUUUUAAAUACUAAGAAUACAAUAUGUUGAGGACCUAUUAAUUUGGAUUCCUCCUCGCAAUGAAGGGUCUUUGGGGAAUAUCCAACCUUGACCAAAAGGGCCACCAAAGAGCACCAUUCAUUGAGUUGGUGUGUGGUGCUUCUGAAUUUUCUGAUAUUGAUGUCAUGCAUUGCCCCUUGUUUCCGAAUUUCAAAUGCAAUGGUGAAAAUAAUAUGUUUCCACCCUUCAAUUA